Messenger RNA from Harpegnathos saltator (Jerdon's jumping ant), 2683 nucleotides. RefSeq names its product Daughters against dpp. Gene Ontology annotation, biological process: anatomical structure morphogenesis; SMAD protein signal transduction; regulation of transcription by RNA polymerase II. Gene Ontology annotation, cellular component: heteromeric SMAD protein complex. Gene Ontology annotation, molecular function: transcription regulator inhibitor activity; I-SMAD binding. Lineage: Eukaryota; Metazoa; Arthropoda; Insecta; Hymenoptera; Formicidae. The annotation marks the transcript as partial. The record is from RefSeq and is a predicted model, not a curated record. The transcript has 3 exons.
AAUAGUCCCUCGCGCGAGGAAAGCUUCUCAAGGGGUUGCCGUUUAUUUUCAGAUCGCGCGCCCAGCGAAGGGGAUCAACGUCGGUGCAAAAACAGCACGCCCCUGCCACUUCCCGGCUCGCUUACCACCAACGGAGAAGGUGAGACGGGGCAGAGAGAAUGGUGCACCUUGGCGUACUGGGAGCUGGGCGGCCGAGUGGGUCGUCUGUAUCCCGUGGAGCCUUCGACGGUGAACGUCUUCGACUCUCUCCACGACGGCGACGGCCUCUGCCUGGCGACACUAGCCGAGAACCACAUUGCACCGCCCGCGGUCCAACGUACGCGUAGCAAAAUCGGUCUCGGGCUAACGCUCAGCCAGGAGGCGGACGGUGUAUGGGCGUACAACAGGUCGGAGAGCCCGAUCUUCGUCAACUCGCCCACCCUGGACGACCCGGAGUCCAGGACGCUGCUGGUCUACCGAGUGCCGCCAGGUUUCUGCCUCAACAUCUUCGACCGCGCCAAGAUCCUGCAGCUUCCAUACGGCAGCGGCGGUGGUGGCGGCGGCGCGGGGGCGGGCGGCUUCGCCUCCGGCCCCGUCGACAUUAACUCCGUCCGCAUCAGCUUCGCCAAGGGCUGGGGACCCAAGUACUCGCGGCAGGAGGUCACCUCCUGCCCGUGCUGGCUCGAGGUGCACCUGGCGCCGUGCAGGUGAUCGUCCCCAUUGCGACCGGCCGCAAGGAUAUCGAGUCUCGUCCAGUCGCGUCUCUUCCUCCUCCUCGUCAUCAUCAUCAUUGUCAUCGUCGUCAUCGUCAUCGUCAUCGUUGUCGUCGUCGUCGUCGUCGGCGGCGGCGACGUUGUCGUGGUCGUUCUUGAGGAGGACUUGAACGGUGAUAUAAUGAUGCGGCGGCGACCGUGGCCUUUAGCUCCGUCCUAGCAAGAGCGGUGUUUAAACGCGUGCUGGGGGCACGGAUCUCGAAGAGUAAGAUCGGUGCCUCCCCUUUCCCCCCGAACCCAGCAGUCUUACCAAAGUACACGCCGUCUUAUACGUCUAGGAACAACGUCGCGUUCCGUUUCGUCGGAAACGAGAGGUAGAUAGGGACAUAGACAGAGAGCGAGAGAGAGGAGAGAGAAAGAAAGAUAAAAAGAUAGAAACGGAGAUCGUUCGCGAGCGUGUUCAUCGAGCGCAUACGAACGGAGAGGGGCUCACAUUGACGAGUGGUACCUUCUGGGAUUUUCAGGAAGCUAACAACGCGCGCUAAUACGCGCACGCAUUGACGCUGUUCUCUUCUUUUUAUUUUUUAAUUCGUUUUUUCUUUUUAUUUUUUUUUUUCAUUUUUUUUCCUUUUGUUCGCUAUGCGCGAUCGGUCGUCGAUCGCCAAGAUGUCGUGUUGUCGAUGCUACUCUCGGGAUUCGUACAAAGAAUUUCCGACAGCGAGGAAGCGGAGAGAGUGUCGGGCUUCCGGUAGGUCUAGUCAUUUGCGUUUAGUCUUGCGCCAGCUCGCGAAUUCGCGCGGUGGAGCCUGAAUCCACACAGCAUGGCAGGGAAAAUUCUUAGUCUUAUCGAAGCAUGAAACAAAGAGUAACGUCGACGAAGCAAAGAGAGAAAGAUAAGCGGAUUGUGCAUCUCACCGAUCGUUCCUCGGGAAGAAUUUUCGGAUGAUCGAAGAGAACGAACGAGCGAGGCGCAGCCUCCUAUCGUUCCGUCAGUCAUACGGGAAGGUUCAGAGGAACAGUGGACGAGUCACAUCGGCAUUUAGUAGUCGGAAAUUCGGAGGAUUGCUCACAGGUAAUUGACGAUUAUAAUUGCGUAACGUGAACAUUAUCAUGAACUCUUUUACGAGACAUCUGUUUUCGAGGUAAUUUUGGACGAGGCUCGCCCUAAAAUUAUCCCGAGUUUUUUUCGCGUACUCAUUUCCGUAGAACUUGUAUUACUGGUGAGAAAGAGAGAGAGAGAGAGAGAGAGAGAGAAAGAGCGAUUAUUUUUACAGAGUUCACAUUAAUUGAAGAAGUAAAACUCGCAAGGGUGGUCGUGAAUUCUCGGCUUUCUAUAAUCCAGUGCCGCGAAGUCUUUCUUGUGCGACGGACUUUUACAGACUGGAAAAUUCGGUCAUCAUUAUAUCGAUGUAAAAGUGCAAAAAAAAAAAAGAAAAAGAAAGUAUCGACGGAGCAAGAGGAAUAUUCUUUUUUUUUUUCUUUUCUUUUAAGGAAUACGAUGAUGAGCGAUGGAAGACGCAUUUUGAUUUACUACGCCCGCGUAAGAUCAGCUAUAUAGAAAAAAAAUUUUUGCAUUAGGAGCCGCUCCAGUAGCAUAAGUUCUAUCUCGGUCUUACGUCACGAGACGCGACAGUACUGAAUCGUAGUAGUCUCACGAUUUUGAUCAGCGCCGCAGAAGCGAAAUGUGCCACGAGUCCUGGGGUUGUUAUCUCCGCUCGUCGUUCGGUGCUGUACAUACGUAGGAUAUAUGUACAUACACUGUGCCUUCCCAGCUUCCCUCCGUGGUGCAACGUACUCGGGUAAACGUGCGCCACGUGCCAAGCUCGUUUCGCACGAAAAAAUGCCUCCGGAGCUUUGUACUACAGUAAUAUACGAUACUGUGAUAAGAGUCUGACGCAGGUCUUUUUUUCUUCCUUUUUUUUUACGGAAAACGCGUUGCGAAGCAAGCAAGACGACAGAGAGAGAGAGAGAGAGAGAGAGAGAGAGAGAGA